UACAAGUAUCGUCUUUCGCCGGACCAGAAGCCUAGAUACUUAGACAGACACUUACAUUUGUACAAUGGGUUUCUCAGAUUCCUCUUCUCUAUUGAAGACAGCCCUUGCCGUUUUCCCUCUAGCAUUGAUACUACAUAUUGUUGGAUUAGCAACUCCAAGUUGGGCUACUAACAGUGGUUCCUCUGGUGGUAUAAGCUUCAGAGUGACAGCAGGUCUAUGGAAACAAUGCAACACCGUACAUGGAGAAACCGAAUGUAUCAUCUAUCCACAACCGGAAGAUUGGCAAAAGGCAUGUCAGGCGUUUGGUAUCAUCGGUGUGUUGGCUGUCUCUGCCGCGGCCAUCUUGGAAGGGUUGUGCACAGUAUUGCUGACAAAGUCCAAACACAAAAUCUUCUUCAUAGCCACUACAUUACUAGCUUUCCUUGGAGCUGGCAGUAUCAUCCUUACUGCGAUCAUUUGGGCCGCGAAGAUAUUCGAGCUACAGUUGACCGACCUUGUCCUAAGCUGGUCGUUUGGGCUGUCCAUCGCUGGGGCCGUUCUGUCCGGUGUUGGUGGAAUACUGAUGGCAAUAGACCUUUGUCAGAAUUCUAAUAUUUAUUCUUAGCUCAUGUCUGUUGUGUGUUCGAAAAAUUAUUCACUGCUCGAAAGCUAUAUAUUUUGGAACAUUUCGGAUUUAUAUCCAACCCUUCCUAACAUAUUGAUAGGUCGUUUGAAUGAUUAACGUCAGGUGGCAUAUGACUAGUAGUUAGCGCCUGAUGAGACAGUUCCUCAAAGUUGUAUUGAUAUAUAUAUCAUUUAAUGGAUAUAGAAAAUUGUAUUGAAUGUAUAAAUUGUACUGAAUGUAUAGAUUCUAUUGAAUGUAUAAAUUGUAUUGAAUGUAUAAAUUGUAUCGGAUGUAUAAAUUGUAUCGAAUGUAUAAAUUGUAUCGAAUGUAUAAAUUGUAUAUAUAUGUACUGUAAAGCGUUUUGGAGUGGCUUAUUCUAACCAUAGAGGGUGCUAUAUGAAAUUUGUAUAUCUAUAUAUAUUAAUUACUUGACCUCUGUAUAAUGAGAGGUGUUCGAUCAACUUCCAUGCUGUGAAAUAAAGGUAAAACAAAGGGCUAACGUAAUACAUAUUUAGAGACAUUUUAAACUAUAUUUGGAUUGAGGGCAUUUUUUGAAAAAAAAUAUUCUAAUAAUUAUCGUUUUACCAUUGCAUUUAAAUACCUUUUUGCUCAAUAUAUGCAAUAAAACAGGUUUUACUACGAAUUAAUAAAAAAUUAUAUACAUCCGUUUUAUACAAUGUAAGACAUAUUGUAGCGGGGGUCUUUAACGAAUUUUCAAUUUUAUUUUAUUUGAUACUAUUUGGUUGACAUGCAUUUUGAACGAUGCAAAUAUUUGCCUUUACUGUCUUCUUUUGUACCAUGUGCAGAGGUGGUAAUCACUAUAAAUCACUUUAUAAUGUCAGACAUUUGAAUCUUGUGACUGCAGCAUACCAGAAACUCAUUAUUAAAUUAGUAUUUCAUAAAGACCGUCCCAGAUUAAAUUUAAGUUUCAGUGUAAUGGCCAACCACGGGGACUGACUUAUCAUCGAUUGUGCUUCUUAACCGUGCUGUUAACUUUAUUGUCAAGUGUAAGAUCCUCGUUGAACUUAGUAAAAUGAUUUGUGAAUAAAUCACUAGAAAUGA
Mizuhopecten yessoensis (Yesso scallop) is the source of this 1666-nucleotide messenger RNA. RefSeq lists its product as uncharacterized. The record is from RefSeq and is a predicted model, not a curated record. Bases 65 to 604 code for a protein of 179 amino acids. The transcript has 3 exons. Lineage: Eukaryota; Metazoa; Mollusca; Bivalvia; Pectinida; Pectinidae.